AUGGACGAGUAUGGCGGGCCGGCGGCGCCGCCCCGGCCGCCCAAGCCGGCGGCGCGCGUGCACCGUACGGGCGCCGCCAGCUCCGCGCGCCAGCCUGUGUCGCUGUUGCGGCCGCGGCCCCAAGCGGAGCGCGAGCGGAAUGCCUACGUCGAGGCCCCGCGUCGCGCGCCGCCGACCCCGCGAGCCCACGCUGCAGCCGCGCAGCCGCUAAAACCGGUGACGGCGCAGCCGGCCGCCGCCGCGGAUAAGCGUCGCGCUGCCGCGCUCGCCGCCGAUUCCAUAGUGUGCGAGAAUUGUGGCCGCUGCCGCUGCGAGCAGUGUGCGCGGCCGCGGCCUCUGCCUCAACGAUGGCUGUGCGGCUCGUGCCUAUGCAGCGCAGAGGCGUGCGUGGACUACGCGUCGUGUAUGUGCUGCGCUAAAGCGCUGUUCUACCACUGCGGGAGCGGCGAGGGCGAAGCGGAGCCGUGUGCGGGCGGCGCUCGGCUGGCGUGUGUGGCGGCACUUUCGGUGCCGCUGCCGUGCCUGUGGCUUUACUGGCCUCUCCGUGCGCUUGCGGCGGCGGGCGCGGCGGCCUACGCGCGCUGUCGCCGCUCCGGCUGCCGCUGCCCCGAGCGGCCGCCGCUCUCCAGUAUUAUCUAG
Molecule: messenger RNA, 639 nt
Organism: Pieris macdunnoughi
Lineage: Eukaryota; Metazoa; Arthropoda; Insecta; Lepidoptera; Pieridae
Source: the annotation of a GenBank genome assembly